This is a messenger RNA of Pseudomassariella vexata, 536 nucleotides long. RefSeq lists its product as uncharacterized. The record is from RefSeq and is a predicted model, not a curated record. The transcript has a single exon. Bases 94 to 426 code for a protein of 110 amino acids. NCBI's taxonomy places the organism in Eukaryota, Fungi, Ascomycota, Sordariomycetes, Amphisphaeriales, Pseudomassariaceae.
CCAAUAUUUCCGGACAAAAUCGUCGUCCACGGAACCCAUUCUCUCAAGAUCACCAUCAACCCGUAGGAAGCACUGUUUCGCUUGCAACGUCCCAUGAAGGUGCGAAGUUUCUGGGUUGAUGCUCUGUGCAUCGAACAGAAGGAUGACGACGAGAACUCAAAGCACAUACCCCUGAUGGCCCAGGACUACCGUGGCUGCGCCUCGGUACUGGUUUGGUUGGAGACUUCGCUCCAUGGUGCUUCGCACAUGAGACAGAUUGCACUUCUGACACGCCAGAAAUCUCCUUGGAAGGAAGCUGCCAUAGCCACAGAGCAGGCUCUGGAGGGCCUGAUGUCCCUUCCUUGGUUCAGUCCACGCUGGGGUUUACAAGAGGUGUUAUUAAACCCGAACGCUAUUCUGUUUUGCGGAAAUUAUUCCAAUCCAUGAAUGCGAAUUCUCAAGAUAAUUGUCUUGAUUCCGAUCUCUGAGGAACCAUCAAGCUCACUUGCAUCACGUGCUACCAUUGGAAAGACAUGGGUUUGGGUACGAGUAUGGCA